Cucumis melo (muskmelon) is the source of this 2575-nucleotide messenger RNA. RefSeq lists its product as uncharacterized. Bases 208 to 1995 code for a protein of 595 amino acids. NCBI's taxonomy places the organism in Eukaryota, Viridiplantae, Streptophyta, Magnoliopsida, Cucurbitales, Cucurbitaceae. The record is from RefSeq and is a predicted model, not a curated record. The transcript is spliced from 4 exons.
CAUACUCCUCUCAUUUCCCGGCAUAAUUUCCAUCUUCAAAUUCCACAUUCGAAGUGUGAUCUUCUUCUCAUUUCUUCUGCAUGUUCCUUUACUUUUCUUCUUCACAAUGCUUCCCCCAUCGUAGCAUUUAAACCUCAUUUCUCUCCUUCUUCAACGUCGACAACAUUCAAUUCUGCGUUUUCAGGUUUGGUAGCAGUCGGCAUUUCAAUGUCUACGAAUUUUGAAAUGGCGAUCGAGUCUUGUGCUACUUUGAGUUCUGUUGAUGACGAUAACUUUGAGAGUCGGAGUAUAUCGGAGUUAGUUUCGUUUUUGCGGACGGCCUUUAGGGCUAAAGAUUUCGAUAAGGUGGAGGAGGUUUUGGUUGCCAAAGAAGUAAAGAUGAGGAAAGAGAUUGAGAGCAUGAACAAAGAAUACGAGUUGCUCCAAAGUAAAUACGAGUUUAUGAGGCUUCACAAUAUUACUCAUGAUUCCAUGGUCCAGCAAGACAAGGUUGAGGUUGAUCCUAAAGGAUUUGAGAAGUGGAAGAAAUCGUUUGAGGAGUUGAAGGAGAUGGAGAGGGAGAUUCAACAACUCAAGGAAUUGAUCAUUAAAGUGAAUGAGGAUAGAGAGAAGAAAAAGAAUGCUUUGGAGGGGUUUGAGAAAAUGCUUGAAGUGGUUAAGGAAGCUCAGGAGGACGAUAGAUUGACCAUACAGAAGCUUAACCACAAGAAUUCAGAAUUACAAUCUGCAAUUGAAGUUGCGAAGAAAGAAAAGAAAGAGUAUGAGAAGACUGUAGAACAGCUUAGGUGCAAGAAUUUAAAACUCGAAUAUGCAAUGGAGGAACUGAACACCAAGAAAACAGAAUUAGAAAUUCAAAUAGUUGCAAUCAAGAAAACAGAGGAAGAUGGCCGAAGGAACAUAGAGGACCUUGAAUCCAAGUAUUCAAAAUUAGAAUGUGCAAAGAGGGAACUUGAAGAUUAUUAUGAGCUGCGACGAAGGAAAUAUGAGGAACUUGCGCAUCGAGUAUCGCAGUUGGAGAAUGUAAGGACAGUUGUUGAAAAUGGGGAGCCCACUCCUUCAAAUAGAAUCGACUCUUGCUUUGGUGGUUCUAGAAAAUUAAUUGGGAAGAGAAAAGCAAAGAACGACAAAAUUGAGAACCGAACAGGUACUGGAGGAAGCUUUGUUGAGAUAAUUAGUGAUGAUGAUAAUGCUCCAGGAGAAAAUUUGUUUCGAGCACAUAGAAACCAGAAGAGAAGACGAGGUUCAUUGUUAAAUGAUUGUGAAGAUUACGAUGCCGAAAAGGAAGAUGAUCAGGUGACCAUUCUGCCGAGUGUAAGCAAGGGUAUGGAGUCAUUGAAGAAAGUAGGGGCAAUGUUUUCUGCACCUCCACGUGGUCGACCAGACAAACAUGCCUCGAAAAUGCAAUUUUCUCUUGGAUCUAAUGAUUUCAAGAACAUCACAACCUCUUCAAGGACUGCUACUGUCAUGUUGAGGCAAUGCGCAGAAGUUGGGGAAGGAUGUAGAUCACUUGAUUCUAAGUUCAAGUAUGCUUCCUUUCGCAUGGACUAUUUCAAUGAUGACUAUUUCAUUUCGUCAGAUUCUGAUGGUGAUAUCCAAAAUCGAUAUGGGUCAAGUCAUCUAAAGUCAAAAGACCGGAGAUGUAAUAAAAAGUGGAAUUUGGAGGCCGAAAUGCUUGCUGCAUUUGCUGAAAAUGAUGAGCUUUGCAUGGAGGCUGUCUGUAUACUCUAUCGACAAUCAAGUUUAAUUGGAAGACCAUACAGUGCAUCCACGCCUUCCAGGCAUAGAGGAUUCGAUGAGGCUGAUUUGCUCAGGGGUUCCACAUUGGCAUUGUUUCUAACCAACCGAGAUCCAAAUGGGAAUUUGAAGAAAUCCGUGAUGGAGUUGGAGAAAUUUGACAUAUGUGGUCUUAUUGACUGCAGAAGAAUCGCCAUCAAGCAUUCAAAGCAGUUAUUUGAAAUAUAUAAGAACAACGAAGAUCAAUUCCAUUUCCAUUAAAGGGAGGACAGGCUUGAACCCUUUGAUGCACAGAUACAUCUGAUACUGAAAUCUGAUUGUUGAUCCAUUUCCUUCCUCUUUCCUGCUAAUUUAUCAAUGUAAGAUCUUUUAGCUAUAUCUUGGUGCACACUGCUCAAACUAUGCUGACUAAGAUAGAGAUGUAGAUAAUCAAUAGGGAACAUAAAGAAUUCAAGAACUCCCAUUACAAUUGUUGUUGCAUAUGAUGGGGUUAAAAGCCAAUACUUUUACCUUCAAAUUAGCUUGUUAGAACUCAGAAUUUAGAAACUAGUUUCCUUCUUUAGAACCAUCCAGCAACCUUGUUUUACAAUAUUACUAGAACUAGAGAAAGCUUACUUCAAUGGUACAAAAUUCCAGUCUGAUUUGGAAAGAAAAAUGGUCCACAUUUAAUCUCUAUUACUAGUUUUGUCACCUUCUUUUUUUCUAGUUUUAGACAAUCUGUUGGGAGUUUUGUGGAAAGGAAAUAAAUGGCCGCCAUGUUGUGGGAAAGCCAUGUCUUCUUAUCAUCUUUGUUUUUCUCCGCACUGUAGCUUUGAAUCUCAGAUGACUGGAUGUUUGUUUU